This is a messenger RNA of Acanthopagrus latus (yellowfin seabream), 7071 nucleotides long. Its product is annotated as Golgi apparatus protein 1-like. Gene Ontology annotation, molecular function: fibroblast growth factor binding. The transcript has 27 exons. The record is from RefSeq and is a predicted model, not a curated record. Lineage: Eukaryota; Metazoa; Chordata; Actinopteri; Spariformes; Sparidae. Gene Ontology annotation, cellular component: Golgi membrane. The coding region runs from base 82 to 3537 and encodes 1151 amino acids.
UUGUCAAGAGGGCUUUUAUUGUGAACUCGCUGACCGGAAGUGAUGUAGCAUCAUUAAGACUAGCUUGACAGUGGUGUGAAGAUGGCGGCGUACAGUCGCACUCAGCUGCUGCUGCUGCUGUUAUCGUUACUGGGUCUCUGCGGCUUCGGCUCCGUCCUCGGCUCGAAGGCGGCCAGCGGCCCGGCCGAGCCGCCCAACCCGCCGGUCAUCAGAGCCGCAGAUCCCCCGGCGAAGGAUGCACCUGCCGCGGCUGCUGCUGCCGCUGCCGCCGCUGGGGCCUCACAGCCUCGAAGGGCGACCGGUUGGAAGCUGUCGGAGGAGGAGGCCUGCCGGGAGGACCUGACCCGCCUCUGCCCCAAACACACCUGGACCAACAACCUGGCCGUCCUGGAGUGCCUGCAGGACCGCAGAGAGGAAACUGAGAUUGCUCCCGACUGUAACCAUCUCCUGUGGAACUAUAAACUCAAUCUGACCACAGAUCCAAAGUUCGAGUCGGUGGCCACGGAGGUUUGCAAAAGCACCAUCACUGAGAUAAAGGAGUGUAACGAGGAGGAGCGGGGGAGGGGCUACCUGGUGUCCUGCCUGGUGGAUCACCGCGGCAACAUCAGCGAGUACCAGUGCAACCAGUACAUCACCAAGAUGACCAGCAUCAUCUUCAGCGACUAUCGGCUGAUCUGCGGCUUCAUGGACAAAUGUAAAGAAGACAUCAACAGCCUGCACUGCGGCAGCAUCAACGUGGGACACAAGGACGUCCACUCCCAGGGUGAGGUGAUCUCCUGUCUGGAGAAGGCGCUGGUGAGGGAGGCGGAGCAGCAGGAUCACGUUCGGCCAAUCAAAGAGGAGUGUCAGAAGGCGAUCCUGCGGGUGGCCGAGCUGUCGUCGGACGACUUUCACCUCGACCGGCAUCUGUACUUCUCCUGCAGAGACGACCGCGAGAGAUUCUGUCAGAACAUUCAGGCAGGAGAAGGAAAAGUCUACAAGUGUCUGUUCAAUCACAAAUUUGAAGAGGCCAUGUCAGAAAAGUGCCGUGACGCCCUGACCACCCGUCAGAAGCUGAUCUCUCAGGACUACAGAGUCAGUUACUCUCUGGCUAAAGCCUGUAAGCUGGACCUGAGGAAGCAGCGCUGCAGCCUGGACACCAACCUGCCGCGAGCCCGCGAGGCCCGGCUGUCGUACCUGCUGCUGUGCCUGGAGGCUGCUGUGCAUCGCGGUCGUCCGGUCAGCGGGGAGUGUCAGGGCGAGAUGCUGGACUACCGGCGGAUGCUGAUGGAGGAUUUCUCUCUCAGUCCGGAGAUCGUGCUGCACUGCCGGACAGAGAUCGAGGCUCACUGCUCCGGUCUGCACCGCAAAGGCCGCACGCUGCACUGUCUGAUGAGGAUCGGACGAGGCGACCGCAGCACCACCGUCGACGGCGUCUGUCAGAGCGCCCUGCAGACUUUGAUCCAGUCUGCUGACCCCGGUGCCGACUACCGGAUCGACCGAGCGCUAAACGAAGCCUGCGAGUCCGUCAUCCAGACCGCCUGCAAACACAUCCGCAACGGAGACCCAAUGAUCCUGUCGUGCCUGAUGGAGCACCUGUACACGGAGAAGAUGGUGGAGGACUGUGAACACAGACUGUUGGAGCUGCAGUAUUUUAUAUCCAGAGACUGGAAGCUGGACCCCAUCCUGUACAAGAAGUGUCAGGGCGACGCCGCCCGACUGUGUCACACACACGGCUGGAACGAGACCAGCGAGCUGAUGCCGCCGGGCGCGGUCUUCUCCUGCCUGUACCGCCACGCCUACCGCACCGAGGAGCAGGGCCGCCGGGUGAAACCAGAGCAGGUGUUAUCUCGGGACUGUAAGGUGGAGGUUCAGAGGAUUCUCCACCAGAGGGCGCUGGAUGUGAAGUUGGACCCCGAGCUGCAGAAACGCUGCAUGACGGACCUCGGCAAGUGGUGCAGCGAGAAGACGGACGCUGGACAGGAGCUGGAGUGUCUGCAGGAUCAUUUGGAGGACCUGGUGUCGGCCUGCAGGGAGGUUGUGGGCAACCUGACCGAGCUGGAGUCAGAGGACAUCCAGAUUGACGCUCUGCUCAUCAGAGCCUGUGAGCCCGUCACCCAGGCCCACUGCCACGAUGUAGCCGAUAACCAGAUCGAUACAGGCGACCUGAUGGAGUGUUUGGUUCAGAACAAACACCAGAAGGAGAUGAAUGAGAAGUGCGCAGUCGGCGUUACACACUUCCAGCUGAUCCAGAUGAAGGACUUCAGGUUCUCCUACAAGUUCAAGAUGGCCUGUAAGGAGGAUGUUCUCCGCUUGUGUCCGAACAUCAAGAAGAAGGUGGAUGUCGUCAUCUGUCUCAGCACCACGGUGAGGAACGACACGCUGCAGGAGGUGAAGGAGCAGCGAGUUUCUCUGAAGUGUCGUAAACAGCUGCGGGUGGAGGAGCUGGAGAUGUCGGAGGACAUUCGUUUGGAACCAGAGCUGUAUGAUCCCUGUAAGUCCGACAUCAGUCGUCUGUGUCCCAACGUGGCGUUUGGUAACGCUCAGAUGAUCGAGUGUCUGAAGGAGCAGAAGAAGCAGCUCAGUCAGCGCUGCCACCAGCGGAUCUUCAGGCUGCAGGAGGUGGAGAUGAGCGAUCCCGAGCUCGACUACCAGCUGAUGAGAGUUUGCAAACAGAUGAUCAAGCGGUUCUGCACCGAGGCGGAUGCCAGGAACGUCCUUCAGUGUCUGAAACAGAACAAGAACAGCGAGCUGAUGGAUCCCAAGUGUAAACAGAUGAUCACCAAGAGACAGAUCACACAGAACACAGACUACAGAUUGAACCCGGUGUUGAGAAAGGCUUGUCGAGCCGACAUCCCAAAGUUCUGCCAGCCCAUCCUGAACAAGGCGAGCGAGGACAGCGAGCUGGAGGGUCAGGUCAUCGCCUGCCUCAAACUCAAAUACGCCGACCAGAGGUUGUCUCCAGACUGUGAAGACCAGAUCAGAGUGAUUCUCCAGGAGUCAGCGCUCGACUACAGACUGGACCCACAGCUGCAGAUGCACUGCUCAGAUGAGAUCUCCAGGCUGUGUGCGGAGGAGGCAGCAGCUCAGGAGCAGACCGGUCAGGUGGAAGAGUGUCUCAAAGUCAACCUGCUGAAAAUCAAACAGGACACCUGUAAAAAGGAAGUCCUGAACAUGCUGAAGGAGAGCAAGGCCGACAUUUUUGUGGACCCAGUCCUCCACACAGCCUGCGCUCUGGACCUCAAACACCACUGUGCCGCCAUCACGCCCGGCAGAGGACGACAGAUGUCGUGUCUGAUGGAGGCGUUGCAGGACAAAAGAGUUCGUCUACAGCCGGAGUGUAAGAAGAGACUUCAAGACCGCAUCGACAUGUGGAGCUACGCCGCCAAGGUGGCGCCAGCGGAGGGCUUCUCCGACCUGGCCGUGCAGGUGAUGACAUCACCCUCCAAGAACUACAUCCUGCUCAUGAUCGCCCUGAGCGUGUGCGUCCUCUUCCUGGUGGGGCUGCUGUGCGGUCGGAUCACCAAGCGGGUGACGAGAGAACUGAAGGACCGGUAGAGGGCGAAACACUCGGACCCCUCGAAAAAGACUGACUCCUCUUCCUCCUCCUCCUCCUCCUCCUCCUCCUCCUCUCCCGGAUGCUCGGUCUAUAACCAGCCAACCUGCACAGUGCCAACGCCAGUACCCACAUCUGGAACUCCUAUGUUUUAUUGGCUGCUGCUGAAUAUUUGCAUCAAAUCAAAAACCCUUAAAUCUCCAUUUGGGCAUCUCCAAACUCCCAGAGAGCACUGACUGUCGGAUUGGAGCAUUUUUUUUUGUUUUGUUUUUUCCUUUGAUGAUCGCAUCGUUUCUCCCACGGAAUUGGCUUUUGCCGAGGACUUCGAUUGGGGUCGGACGUGAGGUCGUCCGGCAUCUUUUAAGUUUCUAAAUGAGCGCUGUUCAUGAUGUGACUGAGGGCUGCUGCUUCUGAGGUUAGGGUCGCUUUUCCCCUCGUUGAGUCCUGAUGCUUUUUGUGAUAUUUAAUGGAGACUGGAGCAUGUAGAGCAACAGGACUUUGUUUCUUUCUAAGUGACUGUGGCUGCCUGAGACGCAUACGGAGCAACUUGAAAUCUAAGGGGUCAAAACACUGGGGUUGAAUUGUGUGAUGUUACUGUUGCUUUUAAACAUUUCCUCAUCGGUCCAGACCUCCCGUCCUCUUCACUCCUGCACGGGAUCAAGUCAACAGGUACGACUCUCUACAUUCGGACUAGUUCAGCCACCUAAAGGAAAUUCUUCUAGAUAUCGUCAUCACGAUCUGUGUAGUCUCUGUUCUCUGUUGCCUUUAACACAAUCAGUCAUGUAACACACAAGAGGCUACAUGUUGUAAUCGGACGACCUGCCAGUGCACAAACUCUUUUUUUUUUCUUUUUUUUUUUUUGUGAGGGAGGAAGUGAUUGUUAACAUGGAUGCAGCAUUUAACCAUGGGACUGUUGGCGUUCUCUGCAUAGGAAGUUCCUUUUCUUAUUUUCAAAAGUCCGAUUAUUUGUGUGUUGACGGCAUGCAAGAGGUUAAAACGCAUCAGUGAACCUGCGCUGAGCUACUAACACAUCGGGCUGCGUUCCCUCAGGCCUUAAAAAAAGGGGCACUUUGUAGUGUUGGAUUGGGAAUUCAAACUCAAGAAUUUUAAUAUUUACAAUUUUAAUGAGGUAAUACUACAAUAUAGAAAUAUCUAGUUUUUUCCUGUAACUGAAUAAACCAGCUGUUCUCAGAGGAAUGUAAGGUCCCAGAACUUUGCGGCUAGAAAGGUGGCAGGGUCCGCCACAUAUAAACAAAGUUAAACAGUAUGAAACUGUUGUGUUUUAAGGUUGGUGUGUUUAUUUGGUCAUGCAAAUGGAUGGAGUCGAUUAGGAUCUUUCUCUUCAUUGAUUAAACUGUCUUCCCCAAAGCUACACAGUGCUCCCUUAACGUCAGAUUCUGCAUUUAUACUCUAACAAUCUGCAUGUAAACAUACAGUAGACAAACUUCAGUCAAAACAUUUUCUGAAAUGGGCACAUAUAAUUUAGAAAUGGCAUGUCAUACAGGGUCGGAGGAAACUUUUUGUUUGUUUGUUUGUUUGUUUUAAUUAACCCGAAGACAAUUAACCUAGCCUAGCAUGCAGACUGGAGGUGGCAGAGACAGCCUGGCUCUGGCAAAAGUUACGAAGACACCUCUUAACACCUUUUUAAAUCUCUUAUCAACGAGCUAAAUCUCAUUUGUUUUACCCAAACACAAGCAGAAAUGUGAGCGUUCACACAGUGAGUGGUGGGUUCAUUGGAAGUUUUGCAAUGGAUCUAUUUUUUGGAAGGGUUGAACGACUUGUCCGAGGUCAGGCUGGGCAAUAUAUCGACACUGCAUCAAUAAUUUAAUAGGAGACUAUUUACAGUAUAGUCAUGAUGGCGGAUAUCAUUAUAUCGUCACAUGGCGUGAUUGUUGUCUUUUCCUGGUUUCUAAAAACUGCGUUACAGUAAAGUGAUGUAAUUUUCUGCACUUAGGCGGUUCCAGUACUUGCCUUCACACACUAUUAAUCUGAUGAUCUAUCAUAAAUCUCAUUGAGUUAAUAUUUUGUCAAAGUUCCAACAGUCAUCCUCACAAUAUUGUUGCAAUAACAGUAGAGGUCUUUCAUACAAAAUAUCAUGAUGUUUGAUUUCACCAUUGCACCGCCCAGCCCUACCAUGAAGUUGCCAGGCAACCAAUGGAAAAGUUUACUUACGCAGUGUACUAAAUAUAAACUGUUGUACAGAAAUAGGUUUUAGAUUUCUGUUUGGGUUAAACAAACAAGCUACAACAUGUAAGCAGUGAUCUUUACAGGCGAGAGCCAGGCUAGCUGUUUCCCUCUGCUUCCUGUCUUUAUGCUAAGCUAAGCUAAUUUCCUUCAGACAGCUCUUGUGAAACCACUGUGCACCACCAAAUGUCUUGUUCUGCUCACCCCCACGUGGCCAAAAAAAAUCUAUUUAUCUCAGCUGAAGCAGCUUUAAGUUAUGAGAGGGAAAAAAAGUGCAGCAUCAGGGAGAACCACAGUGAACUGGAGUGUUAUAGAUCAAAGUUGCGUAUGACUGAUUGUGAUAUAGAUAAUUCUGACUUAUUUCCACAUACGAGUGUUGCCUGAAGCUUGAACUGGCUGAUCAGAUGUUCAUUUGCACUUCUAUAAUACAUGUACGUGACGCAUUCGAGCAAAAUAUCCGUCACUUGUACCAGGGGACGUGAAGCUCUUACUAGAAAUGCAUCAAAUCAUUAUAAUAAAGCAAGAGGAAACGUUCUGGCUUCACGCUGAUGUUACAACAAUCCCCCCCCGAUAGAAAAUAAUCACUCAGCAUUUCACAGACAUUCAAGCCAUAAGCAUAUUGUUGUUUUUGUUUCAGGCUCAUGACUUGUAACUUUAAGUGUAACUGAAGAUGCAUACAUGAUUGUUUUUGGGGGGGUUUUUUGGUCGUUCUUUUUGAUUUAUGAAUAUCUGACAUUUGAUUUUGCACUUUACUUGUCUGCAAUGCUUUGACGUUUGUUUGCUGACAUGAGCUGAUUGGACAGUGAGCCUCGUUCAUCUCAUUCAUUUGUAAAAAGAUUUCUUAAAAAAAAAAAAAAGCAACCACGCCUUUCUGUCAGCAAGAGAUUUGCAGCUUUUGGCUGCAUGUAACAUUUGUGAUGCGUGGAAAAAUAGAUAAAGUGAUCACAGUUUUUUUUUUCCUCUCAUUUACAACAGUUAAUGCAGCUGAAGUUGCAAGUCAGUUGCGAACACGUUCUCAAAGGAUUUCAUGUGAAAAAAGCAAAGGUCCUCUACCUGGAAGCCGAGCCGAUCGCUCGUCUGACAGAGGCCAACAGCUCGCCGCUUUCAGCUUUUCUAAAUGAUCUUUGUUCCUGUAUGUGGCAUCAGAUUUAACAGGAAGUAAAGGAGAAUAUCAUAACCGGUUCUGUGCGCAAGUCUCUACGUGUACGAACCUUAUCAGUGUGCAGUUUGUUUCUUUUCACAUUAUGCCAUGUAAUAUGACGACGUAACAGAUUUAUCAUUGUGAGAUUUGAUUUUGCUGUACAGAUAAAAAAAAUUUGUCGAUUUAAUAAAAUUGUCUGCAGAUUUUCAUA